Molecule: messenger RNA, 2310 nt
Organism: Archocentrus centrarchus (flier cichlid)
Lineage: Eukaryota; Metazoa; Chordata; Actinopteri; Cichliformes; Cichlidae
Product: tripartite motif-containing protein 16-like
Exons: 1
Coding region: 73-1746 (557 amino acids)
Molecular function (GO): protein binding; zinc ion binding
Source: RefSeq, a predicted model, not a curated record
GAGAUCAGAGCUCAGACUAGUUUCAGUUAUAAGGAAGUGAAACUCACACAGUCACUGACACUGAGAGGAGAAAUGGCGCAGAAAGGAGUUCAGCUGGACCGAGAAACCUUCACUUGUUCCAUCUGUUUGGAUCUACUGAAGGAUCCGGUGACUACGAGCUGUGGACACAGCUACUGCAUGAACUGUAUUAAAAGAUUCUGGGAUGAAGAGGAGGAGAAAAAGGGAAUCCACAGCUGCCCUCAGUGCAGGAAGACUUUCACACCGAGGCCUGUCCUGGAGAAAAACACCAUGUUAGCUGUUUUAGUGGAGGAGCUGAAGAAGACUGGACUCCAAGCUGCUCCAGCUGAUCUCUGCUAUGCUGGACCUGAAGAUGUGGCCUGUGAUGUCUGCACUGGGAGGAAGCUGAAAGCCAUCAAGUCCUGUUUAUCUUGUCCAGCCUCUUACUGUGAGAAACACCUCCAACCUCACUAUGAUGCAGCUCCAUUAAAGAAACACAAGCUGGUGGCCCCCUCCAAGAAGCUCCAGGAGAACAUCUGCUCUCGUCAUGAUGAGGUGAUGAAGAUUUUCUGUCUUACUGAUCAGCAGAGUAUCUGUUAUCUCUGCACAAUGGAUGAACAUAAAGGCCAUGAAACAGUCCCAGCUGCAACAGAAAGGACUGAGAAGCAGAAGGAGCUCGAGGUGAGACGACUAAACAUCCAGCAGAGAAUCCAGGACCGAGAGAAAGAUGUGAAGCUGCUUCAACAGGAGGUGGAGGCCAUCAAUGGCUCUGCUGAUAAAGCAGUGGAGGACAGUGAGAAGAUGUUGACUGAGCUGAUCCGUCUGAUCCAGAAAAGAAGCUCUGAUGUGAAGCAGCAGGUCAGAUCCCAGCAGGAAACUGAAGUGAGUCGAGUCAAAGAGCUUCAGGAGAAGCUGGAGCAGGAGAUCGCUGAGCUGAAGAGGAAAGACGCCGAGCUGGAGCAGCUCUCACACACACAGGAUCACAACCAGUUUCUACACAACUACCCCUCACUGUCAGCACUCAGUGAGUCUACACACUCAUCCAGCAUCAAUAUUAGAACUCUGAGGUACUUUGAGGAUGUGACAGCAGCUGUGUCAGAGACCAGAGAGAAACUACAGGACAUCCUGAGAGAGGAAUGGACAAACAUCUCACUGACAGUCACUGAAGUGGAUGUUUUACUGUCACCACCAGAGCCAAAGACCAGAGCUGGAUUCUUAAAAUAUUCACAUAAAAUCACACUGGAUCCAAACACAGCAAACAGACAGCUGUUAUUAUCUGAGGGGAACAGAAAAGUAACAAGAAUGAAACAACAACAGUCUUAUUCUGAUCAUCCAGACAGAUUCACUAGAUGGUGUCAGGUCCUGAGUAGAGAGAGUCUGACUGGACGUUGUUACUGGGAGGUGGAGUGGAGAGGGGGAAUAGUUUAUGUAGCAGUUACAUACAAGAAUAUCAGCAGAGCAGGGAGCUCAUAUGAAUGUGGGUUUGGAUGGAAUGAUAAAUCUUGGGCAUUAAAUUGUGAUGCAAACAAUUAUAUAUUUCGGUACAAGAAGGUUAGAACUGUCCUCUCAGGUCCUCGGUCCUCCAGAGUAGGAGUGUACCUGGAUCACAGAGCAGGUAUUCUGUCUUUCUACAGCGUCUCUGAAACCAUGACUCUCCUCCACAGAGUCCAGACCACAUUCACUCAGCCGCUCUAUGCUGGACUUUAUCUUUAUGAUGGAACCACUGCAGAGUUGAUUAAAGUCAGAUAGACAGAGAAGAUAGGUUCAUGUUGAUCCUGACCAUUAUAUGUACUUGUGUAGUUUCUAAAUGAGGCUUUACAUUUUAGAAGCUGAGAAGUUCAGUGGUCCAUUGAUGUCUGAAAAUAAUAUUGCACUGAUUCAAACUGUACUUACAUUUAUAUACCUUACAUCAAUAUAAAUCUGGAUCUGUUCUUAUGGCUGAUAAUCAUGUGAGUUUCAAUUAUACUACUCUUCAUAUUCAGCAUGUUUUCAGUCUUGAAUCAGUCUGGUUAGUGGUUUUAUUGUGUAGUUGCUGUAGUGGGUUGUCAAAUGCAAAGAAUCCAUUGGAGCUGCAGUGAUUCAUCAGUUAGUCAAUGAUUAGAAAAUUGAUUGUUUUAUAAUUAUUUUAGUCAUAUUUAAAACUGCUUCCAGUUUCUGAAAUGUGAAGAUUGUUGAUUUUCUUGAUCAUAUGAAAGUAAACUUAAUGUCUUUGAGGUUUGAACUUUGAAAAUGGAACAAAAAUUUGAAUCUUUGAGCUGUUUGAGAUUUUUACCUGUUAUCUGAUACUUAUACUCAUAAAAAGUCUCUUCCUAA